This is a messenger RNA of Cucurbita pepo subsp. pepo (vegetable marrow), 3958 nucleotides long. The record is from RefSeq and is a predicted model, not a curated record. NCBI's taxonomy places the organism in Eukaryota, Viridiplantae, Streptophyta, Magnoliopsida, Cucurbitales, Cucurbitaceae.
CCUCCCUUUCAACGGAAAAUCACAGGCUUUUACUGGACCAUAAUCUCGUGCUUGCUAGCUGCUUCGGAUGGCUGUGAGCGUAGCCAUUUCUUCUUUUGGCUGUUUAUCGGCGGAGCAUUGCAUGCGCAAUUCUAGAGGGAGAUUGUUUGGGAGUGCGAUCUGAAGCUUGUUUGGAGGAAUAAUUCUGGUUUUGAGUUGAACGGAGUAGAAGAAGAAGAAGAGUAGAAACCGGAGUUUUCGUACUGUCGUCGUUUAGUUCCUUAUGGAGGUGGCACUUCAAGCACAAGUGUCGGGGAGUUGGAGGAGCACGAAUUUGAGUGAGGCACAAGCGGGGAGUUUGAAGUUCAGACUCAUUCAUGGAAAUAGAGCAUCGUCUACUAUUCCUACUUCACUGUCUCCCUUAUGGUUCAGAGGGCAUCUUGUAGCCGGGAGGUCGUUCAGAAUUGUUGCCUGUGCCCGUCAUUCAGAUUCUUCAAGGAGGAGAUCUAGGAAAAUGUCAACAGCGAGACUUGAAAGCUCUGCACCAAAGGGAUUCAAACCCAAAGUUCCUGUUGGAGCAAGCAGCCCUAAAAGAGAUCAGAGUCGAGAUGAAGAGAAACAAGGCUCUGCAACGCUAAAAUCUAGUACACCCACAGAGCCCAAUCAGAAAGCACUUAAAUUGAAGGUAGGGGAUGAGGAGGACUUAGCAGCUAAAAAGAACGAUGCAGAAGUUAAAGGAUCUUUGACAAGUAAAUCUACUUCUGUUGGUGAAAAUACUGCAGCAAUAGACAAUGGAAUGGCAGGUAGGUUAAGUGGGAUAGGAAAAAGAUCACUGGAGAAAGGAGAGGAGAAUGAACCAGGUGAAACAUUUUCAGAUGUCCUAGAUAACUUUGCGGAAGAUGAACCCCUCGAGACAGAAGCAAAUUUAGCUGAGGAAGAAUCUUUAAAGCUAAAAUUGGAGAUGGAAGCAAAAGCAAAGAGACAGGAAAUUGAGAGACUGGCUAAGGAAAACUUUUUCGGUGGAAAUCAAGUGUUCGUUUUUCCUCCAGUUGUUAAACCUGAUCAAAAUAUAGAAUUGUUCUUUAAUAGGAGUCUUUCCAUUCUGAAUGGAGAGCCAGAUGUUUUGGUCAUGGGAGCAUUCAAUGACUGGAAUUGGAAAUCUUUCACAAUGAGGCUAAACAAAGCAAAUCUAGAUGGGGAUUGGUGGUCUUGUCAGAUUCAUGUUCCCAAAGAGGCUUACAAGAUAGACUUCGUCUUCUUUAAUGGUAAAGAUGUCUAUGAAAAUAAUAAUGGAAAGGAUUUCUGCAUAUUUGUGGAAGGCGGAAUGGAUGCCUCUACGUUUGAAGAUUUAUUAUUGGAGGAGAAACGUAAAGAACUGGAAAGAGUUGCAAAAGAGAGGGCUGAAAGGGAAAGACAAGAAGAAGAGACGAGGCGAAUAGAAGCUGAGAAGGUUGCUAGUGAAGCUGACCGAGCCCAGGCGAAGGCAGAGACUGAAAAAAGAAGAGAGAUGGUAAAACAGCUUUCAAAAAUGGCAGUGAAAUCUGUUGAUAAUGUUUGGUUCAUUAAACCUGCUGAGUUUAAAGGUGGAGACUCAGUCAGGUUAUACUAUAAUAAAAAAUCAGGUCCUCUGGCUCAUGCAAAAGAGCUUUGGAUUCAUGGUGGGCGUAAUAAUUGGACAGAUGGAUUAUCCAUUAUUGAAAGGCUUGUCUUUGCUGAGAUAAAAGACGGUUGUGAUUGGUGGUAUGCUGAUGUAAUAGUACCUGACCGAGCCAUUGUUCUGGAUUGGGUUCUUGCUGAUGGACCACCAAAAAAGGCAAAUAUUUAUGAUAACAACAAACAUCUUGAUUUCCAUGCCAUUGUUCCAAAAGUCAUUUCUGAGGAGCUUUACUGGGCUGAGGAAGAACAUCAGAUUUAUAGGAAACUUCAGGAAGAGAGAAGAUUAAGGGAGGAGGCUGCUCGUGCCAAGGCUGAAGAAACUGCCCGUAUGAAAUCUGAGACAAAGGAAAGAACCAUGAAAAACUUUUUGUUGUCACAGAAGCACAUAGUGUUUACUGAUCCUCUUGAGGUUCAAGCAGGAAGCACAGUGACAGUCUUUUACAAUCCUACCAAUACCCCUCUGAAUGGAAAACCCGAAGUAUGGUUCAGAGGUUCAUUUAAUCGUUGGUCCCACCGUAAGGGUCCAUUGCCACCACAAAAAAUGUUGCCUGCAGAUGGUGGCAGCCAUGUGAAAGCCACUGUUAAGGUUCCGUUGGACGCAUAUAUGAUGGAUUUUGUAUUUUCUGAAUUGGAAGAUGGUGGGAUAUUUGACAAUAAGAAUGGCAUGGAUUACCAUAUACCUGUGACGGGUGGAAUAAUUAAGGAGCCACCAUUGCACAUUGUGCAUAUAGCUGUAGAAAUGGCCCCUAUUGCAAAGGUUGGAGGUCUUGGUGAUGUUGUGACUAGUUUAUCCCGUGCCAUUCAAGAUUUGAACCACAAUGUGGACAUUGUUCUUCCUAAAUAUGACUGUCUGAACCUCAGCAAUGUGGAAAAUUUUCACCAUCGACAAAAUUAUUUCUGGGGCGGAACAGAAAUAAAAGUCUGGUUCGGAAAAGUGGAAGGGCUCUCUGUUUACUUUUUGGAGCCUCAAAAUGGAUUGUUUUGGUCAGGUUGUAUAUAUGGUUGUGCAAAUGAUGGGGAGAGGUUUGCUUUCUUUUGUAAUGCUGCUCUUGAAUUCUUACUCCAAGGAGGAUUUCAUCCUGAUAUUAUCCAUUGCCAUGAUUGGUCUAGUGCACCAGUUGCUUGGUUAUUCAAGGAACAAUACAUGCACUAUGGCCUUACUAAAGCGCGGGUUGUCUUCACUAUUCACAAUUUAGAGUUCGGAGCGCAGCUUAUUGGGAAAGCAAUGUUGUUCUCGGACAAGGCUACAACUGUUAGUAAUUUCUCGUUAUUAAUUNCGGGAAAUCCUGUCAUUGCUCCCCAUCUCUACAAGUUUCAUGGCAUAGUGAAUGGAAUUGACCCUGACAUAUGGGACCCAUAUAAUGACAAGUUUAUUCCUGUAUCUUACACUUCCGAGAAUGUUGUUGAGGGAAAAAGGGCUGCUAAGGAAGCAUUACAACAGAGACUUGGCCUAAGUAGGUCUGAUCUUCCUUUAGUAGGAAUUAUCACUCGCCUAACUCAUCAAAAGGGUAUCCAUCUGAUCAAGCAUGCUAUCUGGCGAGCUCUAGAUCGGGGUGGACAGGUCGUGUUGCUUGGUUCAGCUCCUGAUCCACGCAUUCAAAAUGAUUUUGUGAAUUUAGCGAAUCAGUUGCACUCAUCUUAUGCAGACCGAGCUCGCCUUUAUUUGACUUAUGAUGAGCCUCUUUCGCACUUGAUUUAUGCUGGUGCAGAUAUGAUACUGGUCCCUUCAAUUUUUGAGCCAUGUGGUCUAACUCAGCUCACUGCAAUGAGAUAUGGUUCCGUUCCUGUUGUUCGAAAAACUGGAGGACUUCAUGACACAGUGUUUGAUGUCGAUCAUGAUAAAGAAAGAGCACAAGCAGCAGGGCUUGAACCAAAUGGAUUCAAUUUUGAAGGAGCAGAUCCAUCUGGUGUUGAUUAUGCUCUUAAUAGAGCAAUCUCUGCAUGGUAUAACGAUCGAAGUUGGUUCCAUUCAUUGUGCAAGAGAGUGAUGGAGCAAGACUGGUCUUGGAAUCGGCCUGCUCUCGACUACUUGGAGCUUUAUCAUGCAGCACGAAAAUGAAAAACCAGAUGAACAAUUGAAGAAGGGAGCAAUGUCAGGGCCAAUCUGCCUCAAACUCAACGUAAUGUACAGGUUUAGUUAUAAUUCUGGCUUUCAUCCCUCGUAUUUAAAAGAUACCUCUUUAUCACGUAGUGACUUGACUGCCUUUAUUAUUAGACCAAGGACUCAUUUUUUCUGUACAUUGGGAACAUAUUUCAGCUUUGACAUAAAUGCCAUCGCUUUAGUGAGCAGCAAUAUGUUCUGAUGUCCUCAAAAAAAAAAAAA